Messenger RNA from Phaedon cochleariae (mustard beetle), 890 nucleotides. The record is from the annotation of a GenBank genome assembly. NCBI's taxonomy places the organism in Eukaryota, Metazoa, Arthropoda, Insecta, Coleoptera, Chrysomelidae.
GGCGUUAUUAACAAAUAUUCUGUGUAGGUACUUAUUCGAUGUGAUAUGAACUCAUAAUAACUUGUUCCUGUGUCGAAUUAAAUGUUGGAUGAUAAAAGAAAUUGGAAAUGAAAGUUCUUCAUUUUGUAUCAAUAAUGAUGACGGUGGUUGAAUUAUUGUCAUCAGAAGCUGAAAAUAUUGAGUGGGUCAAAGUGAACUGUUCUCAAUACGAAACACAAGAUUAUAUUCCGACCGGAGAGACAGAGACGAUAUUAUCGAUACAAAAAAAUGAAAGUCGAGCACACUACGAGGGCAAUUCAACAAUUUCCUGUAUAGAGGUAGAAGAAAAUGCAAGACAAUGCGAUGUACAAAUUGUUGCUGGAGGCAUUGGAAACACAUUCGUGGAUCUGUCAUUGCAGAGGAACUCAAACCAAUGCCAAGAUACGCUCUUUCAAGUGAGAUACACUACAAUACCAGCGAGAACUAAAUCUUCAGCUAGUUAUGAGAUUACAGAAUUAACUACGACUGGCUUUCAGAGACAGAAAAGAAAUGAGGAACAUAAUUUGACUACCAUUGUCGAAUAUGCUUCAGAAGUUCUUCAAAAUGAUAAACUGUCAACAAUAAAAAAAUACGUGCUGAUUUAUAUGAUUUUAGCUCAACAGUUAGAUAGUGUGCUCUAUUUCGUUAUUAUUUCUUUCAUUUUAUUGUCAACAGUGAUCAUAAUAUUCUACUUUUACCUCAAACACAUUGAGAAAAAAAUAAGGACUAAGAUGUAUACCAUCGAAGAAGAAUACAGGAUCAAAAGUAGCGAUGAUGAGUUUCCGGACUAUGAGAACGUCUGAUUAUACCCACUUUCGAAUAUAUUUUCAUGAUGCGAACUAUUUUUUUUUCUUCUUUGUCCAAACCAGUAG